This is a messenger RNA of Sycon ciliatum, 1299 nucleotides long. RefSeq lists its product as uncharacterized. Lineage: Eukaryota; Metazoa; Porifera; Calcarea; Leucosolenida; Sycettidae. The record is from RefSeq and is a predicted model, not a curated record. The coding region runs from base 232 to 717 and encodes 161 amino acids. The transcript is spliced from 3 exons.
UCUCAUCUUCCCCCACACAUCCAAUUACGGACAUGAGAAAAGAUCGUAGCUGCACUGAAUGAUACAGUUAUGCUGCAAGUCACAGUAUAGCAUCAGGCCUUUGGAAGCGUGUAUAAAAGAAACUUGUUUUGACUGGUAAUGCAAUCCCCCAUUUCUGGUUUUGUAAGGUCAACUUGCCUCUUACCAAAAUACUUCGCUAUAAUCCGUUCUUGAGAACUGAGAACAUUCAGUAUGUCUUUGAAAACCCUUCUUCCCGUUCUGGUGGCUGUUCUGGUUGCAGUACUUUGCAGGCCUACAGAAGCCAUUGUAUAUGGUAGCAUGACAUGCCAUAACCGUAGCGAUGUCAAUCAGAUCUUGCAUCAGGAGGACUAUACCAAUGGCUUCUUUGCUUUUUUCCAGUUCGGACGCGACACAGCCAGCAACGAGUAUUACCCGAACAUGGAGUGUAACUUGGAUUACAGCGCCAUUGGUGGUCGUCCGGUGAGCGUCAUCUUCCAUCCAUGUACCCUGCCUAUUGGAAAUACAUGCAGUCAGGAUUCAUUGACGGUCAGCACUGCUGCAUCCAAUCCACACACUGUGGUCUGCUCCGACCAUCCAGCUGCUGACCCAGGCGUGAUCGAUUCUGGUGCUUCCACCAUGUUCAUCAAGUUCCUCACUGACGCGAGUGGGCAGACUGUGGGCUGCGCCGGGUCCCUGUGGGGCGUCCCUCCGUCCUAAACUAGAGAGGCUCAAAAGGCAUCGUGCAAACCUGCCACUACACGGAGCACAAUCCUGACUCAAUCAUCAUGCAAAGCUGAAUCAUGCUGUUUGAAUUUGUAUUGAAGCAUCACAUUGACACAUUUAGAACCACAUAAUUCUUUCCAACCAAUCUGUAUACCUUUCAUUCCAGCCUGCGCCCUAUCUCCUCUUUCUAUUCCGUGGAUAUUUACAUGCAUGGACACAGAGAAUACCAAUAGCAUACACUGUGCAUUACAUGAACCUGGACAAUGUGGACAUCCUGUUCUUUCGUAAAGUAAUAAACACGCGUGCCCCUGGAAUGCUCCUAAAUGAUUGCCAUUGUGCCUUUCAAAUUUUUAUAUGCGGAUAUAUAUAUUUUUGAGGGUAAACACUGUAUGUCCGCCAAGGCACGUUUGAAGGUGAAUCAUUUACAGUAGUUUGUAUUUGCAUCCCAGUCACUCAGUGAAAACUAUACUUUUGCAUUCCAUAUUUUCCUCCUUUCGAAAUUCAAACAAUAAUUAUUGUACAUGAUGUUUUAGUAUGAUUCCGUUCAGAAAUCCCUGCAACGUAAUCCAGCCAUGC